Messenger RNA from Liolophura sinensis, 3847 nucleotides. RefSeq names its product nucleoredoxin-like. The transcript is spliced from 7 exons. Gene Ontology annotation, cellular component: nucleus. Gene Ontology annotation, biological process: negative regulation of Wnt signaling pathway; negative regulation of protein ubiquitination. The record is from RefSeq and is a predicted model, not a curated record. Lineage: Eukaryota; Metazoa; Mollusca; Polyplacophora; Chitonida; Chitonidae. Bases 82 to 1329 code for a protein of 415 amino acids. Gene Ontology annotation, molecular function: thioredoxin-disulfide reductase (NADPH) activity.
ACACACGGUGGCUUGACAGGCCGAAUUUUGGAUGAAAUCUGUCAAAAUUUCUCCUGGAUUUCGGAGAAUCUUGCUCACACCAUGGCUGCAGCCUUGGAACAGCUGCUAGGAGAUUUCCUCAUGCGUGGACUUGAAGAGAAAAUAGCCACGAAAUUGCUGUUUGGCAAAGGGAAAGUGUUGGCUCUCUAUUUCUCUGCUCACUGGUGCAAAGCAUGUCAGAAUUUCACUCCGCUUCUCAAAGACUGGUACAAGAAAAUCCGACGAUCUGACAGCGGCAAAAACAAUUUCGAGAUCGUGUUCAUUAGCUCUGACAAUGAAGAGGAUGAGUUCAAGGAGUAUUACAAUGAAAUGCCCUGGCUGGCUUUGCCGUACGUGGCCAGAGACAAAAAGACAAAGCUGGCGCGGAAGUUUCGCAUCCAAGGCAUUCCAGCGCUCAUAAUACUGGACGCAGAUGCGGGGACAGUGAUCACAACAAGCGGGGUCGCCAAGGUUACCAACGACCCAUCUGGGGCAGAGUUUCCAUGGAAACCCAAAUUGUUCAGUGACAUAAUCAAAGGGAAACUGUUAAAGAACAAAGUAGGAGAAGUGGAUGCCACGACCGCCCUUAACGGGAAGGUGGUGGGACUGUACUUCUCGGCUCACUGGUGUCCACCAUGCCGUGCCUUCACCCCGGACCUCAUCGGCGUUUACAGCAAAGUGCGCGCAGAGGGGCAAGACUUUGAAGUCAUAUUUAUUAGCAAGGACAGGAGUGCGGAGUCGUUCGCGCAAUAUUUUGAGACAAUGCCCUGGCUAGGCCUUCCCCAUGGAGACAAACGGACGGAGGACUUGAUCUCACUGUUUGGAGUGGAAGGAAUACCAUCCCUGAUAAUUCUGGAGAAAGAUGGCUCAGUUGUGACUCGACAUGGACGAGAGACGGUUCGGGCAGAUCCCGAUGGAAAGGAGUUCCCAUGGUACCCCAAGGCUAUGAAUAUGUUAACCAUGGACCAUGUCAGCCAGCUCAACCUCUCCCCCUGUCUCAUUCUCUUCACUGAGGGUGAGGAAAGCGAUAUUGUCAAAGCUCAAGAAGCACUGCAGGCGACGGCUGAGAAAGAACACCAGAAAGGCUCUGAACAAGAACUCCUCUUCUUCUACAGUAAUGAUGAUGAUUUCAGUGACUACCUGCGCGACUUCACCCUCCUGGACGAUCGUAAUCCCCUACUAGUCAUCCUGGACAUCCCUGGGCGUAAGAAAUAUAUCCACCCAGCCACGGAGAUCACACCCGAGAUCGUCAAAACGUUUGUGGAGCAGUACUUUAGCGGGAAGCUCACGCCAGAAGCCAUCAAGACGUAACUUUGGUCUCCCACAAACAAAUCCUAGUUUUUAUGCCCUGUACAUGUAUGCAAAAUUUACAUUUUAUUACCUGUAGAUAUAUAAAUUAUAUAUUUUGUUAUAAGUUUUUGCCAUGCUGUUACUAUUUGUUAAAGCUUUAGCAUAUAUGAGUAUUUGAGGCAUUUUGGUUGCUAACAGUUUUACCUGUAUGUGCAGUCCUUUUUUACAUUACAUUUAUUAGCUACACUGGAUAUGUAAGUAUUACACUCCAUAUGUGUAGCUGAAACGGAAUAAAAAGCUAAAUUUUAAGCUUAAAGUGCCAAGUAUUUGUAGCCAAUAAAUGUGCCACAAAGUGGGAUUAGAAUUUUAAAGAUGGUAACAGAAUAAUACGUGAAAAGCUGGUGCGUUGCAUUUGUACAUUUUCUUGUAAUUAAAUCCCUUACUGAUGGUUUUUGGGUAUUAAGAAAGUAUUUUAGUGCAGGCAAAUCUUGCAGAGGCCUGAAAAAUCGUAAAAUGUUUUUGAAACAUGUAUACAAGAGGAUAUCAGUAGCAUAUAUGACUAUAGAGUGUUUGAUUAGAACUCUGAAUGUUGAAAUUAUGACAGAUGUGUCUCUCUGAAGUAAUCCGAUCACAAAUUGCACCAAGUUGAGGCACGCUGCCUAAAGGCAUGUCAUCAUGUGAGUAUUUUAGCAAACAGCAUAAUCAGUGUUUUGCAUAACAUUUCGUAGGAAAAACUUUCCUGCAUCAGUUUCAUCUGACAUAAGUUCAAAAUUUAACUCACCCACACCUCACCAAUUCACAGUCUUAAACAUGACUGUGUUUGUUUUGGAUGUUGGCUAGGUCAGGGACUGUAUGAUGAAUUAUUUUUACUGAUCUUCAUGUACUGGUGAGAGCAGAUCUCCUCUGUCACAGAAACAUGUCUUUCUUUUCUGUUUAUGCAUGCUUUUUCCUUGUAAAUCGCUAUCAUUAUUACUGGAGUGUAAACGCCAUCCUAAAUCUGUGAAUGUCAUUUUCUAAAUCAUUUUAUGACGUUGGGAGGGAUGGCAUGAACUUGUACCUCAGCAAAGAGAAUGUUUGCAUGUGUUUGGAUAAACCUGGGGAUCUUCUACCUAAAAUUUAUGUCUUUCUCAUGUUUUUAUAGGAGGAACUGUUUAGUACAUUUCAUUGUGUAAUUCAUGAAGUUUGUUUUUUUUUUCACAUCUUCAUCUACAGUCUCAACUUAAAGUUUAUGAAAGAUGUGUAUGUAUGUCUGUUACAGCUCAUAUCUGUUACAGAUUAUAUGUCUGUAACAGCUCAUAUGUCUUACAGCUCAUGUCUGUUACAGCUUAUAUGUCUUUUACAGCUCAUAUAUCUGUUUAAUUGGAUAACUCAAACAUCAGUUAACUUUGAAUCUCCAGUUUUGGAUGAAUGUACACAUAUGUAUUGGAUCUGUUGUACCAUUGUAGGAAAUCUGUCAAAUCUGAAUGCGCGCUUUCAAUGUUUUCAUUUCUGCAGAGUUAUUGCCCUUUGCAAAACUUAAGCAAACUGGCUAAUAAUAAAUGCAUUGACCUCAUGAGAUAAAUUUCUUUCAAGUGAGUAGUCCCAAACAUCUCUUUGUCCUUUAGUGUGACACAAGAUACACUUUUGUGUAAGCAUAAAUGUAAAAUACUUACUAUCAUGGCAAUAUAGCCAUCAUAUAAAAUAAGCUUGAUACAGUCUCUUAAUUAUGAGUACCAGUAUUGGUAGAAACCCUGUCUGAAUAUGAAAUUUCCUGUGAGAAACUUGAGGAACCUUAUAUAGAAUGUGAGUUAACCAGCUUUGUGAGUUUACAAGCGUGUACAUAUGCACCAGUACAUUAUAUCAUUGUAUGUAUGAUUGUAUAUAACAGUACUGAAUAUAAACUUCUGCUCACUGUUAGCUACCUUGUGGCUCACCUGUCAGCCGUUCGUAGGGCAUUGUUCAUAGGCAUUGUCACCUCCAAGAGGAGUAGAUCUGAGGUAUUGGUGUUUUUUUGUAACAUGAAGGUGCAGUAAAUAUGUAGUUUGGUUGACAGUAUUCUGAAAUGUAAUUAGACUAAAUAUCUGUUGUGUGUUAAUUAAUUUCAUUUUAGCCCUGGUAAUUUUGUUACACCCAAAAUGCAAUUUUUCUGGCUUGGAAUACUGUCUUAGUUUGGUUUGUUAUGUUGACUAUGACAAUGUGUGGUAGUUUUGGCCAAACUAUUGGCAUAUAUUUUAUAAGAACACAUGUAUCAUAGCCUUCAGGUAAACGUUGCAGCAGUUGGAUGUCAGAUACAAUGAAUCCGUUGGCUUUCCAUAUGAAGCUUGUGAUGGGAAGGUUGCAGCAGUUGGAUGUCAGAUGCAAUAAAUGUUUGCUUUCCAUAUGAAGCUUGUGAUGGGAAGGUUGCAGCAGUUGGAUGUCAGAUACAAUAAAUCCCUUUGCUUUCCACAGGACGCUUGUGAUGGGAAGGUUGCAGCAGUUGGAUGUCAGAUGCAAUAAAUCUGUUUGCUUUCCAUAUGAAGCUUGUGAUGGGAAGGUUGCAGCAUAUCUGAUUUUAUGUGAA